UUCACUUCCUCGUCCCACGCGUCACGCCGUUCAGUGCGCUCGCUCCCGCCUCGCUAUCCCGUAACCCUAGCCGCCGCCACCGAAGCUUAAACCCUCGCCGCACAGGCGCAGCAACCUCGGCGGCGAUGGCGAAGGAGAAGAAGCGGAAGCAGCUCGCCGAUGCGCCGCCUCCGGGCGACGAGGGCGAGAGGAGGGAGCGACGGAAGGACAAGAAGCCGAAGAAGGAGAAGGCGGAAUCGACGCUGCCGUCUCAGAUCAAGAACAAGGACAAGCGCAACGAGCUGCACGCCAAGAUCAAGCGCGAGAAGAAGGAUCAGAAGCGCAAGCUCGCCCGCGAGCGCGACCAGGCCGCCCGGCGCGCCAUGGAGCUUGGGGAGCAGCCGCCGCAGAGGCAGGUGCCGCGAACGAUCGAGAACACCAGGGAGCCUGAUGAGACCGUGUGCCGGCCCGACGAUCAGGAGUUGUUUGCGGGUAAUGAUGCGGAUGAAUUCAAUGCAGUUCUAAAACAGCACAUAACCCCGAAAGUAUUGAUUACCACAUGCCGCUUCAACUCAGGGAGAGGGCCUGCCUUUAUUGAGGAGUUAAUGCAAAUCAUACCGAAUUCUCAUUAUGUUAAAAGGGGAACAUAUGAACUCAAAAAAAUUGUGGAAUAUGCGAAGAAUAGGGAUUUCACCUCACUUAUCGUUGUCCACACAAAUCGAAGGGAACCUGACGCCCUACUGAUCAUUGGCUUACCUGAUGGCCCUACCGCACAUUUCAAAUUAUCCAAACUUGUUCUGCGGAAGGACAUAAAGAACCAUGGCAACCCUACGAGUCAUAAGCCAGAGCUAGUGUUGAACAAUUUCACUACACGCCUUGGUCAUCGUAUUGGAAGGAUGAUACAAUCUCUUUUCCCCCAAGACCCCAACUUCCGUGGGCGCCGAGUUGUGACUUUCCAUAAUCAGCGAGACUACAUAUUUUUCCGUCAUCACAGGUACAUCUUUGAGACAAAAGAAAGCAAAGUUGCUUCGAAGGACAAGAAAGCUAAGACAUCCGAAAGCAAAAGCCAAGCUGAGAAGCAAGUGAUUUGCCGCCUUCAGGAAUGUGGUCCUCGCUUCACUCUGAAGCUGCUCACCUUGCAACAUGGGACCUUCGACACAAAAAGCGGAGAGUAUGAGUGGGUUCACAAGCCGGACAUGGAUACAAGCAGGAGAAGAUUUUUCUUGUAGUGGAGCAUGGGAUCUUCGUGCCCAAUCUGCCGGAGUUCUAUCUUUCUUUCUUGAAAAUUAUUGUAGAGGAAGGUUUGCACGUUGAGCCGAUCAUCAAUGUAACGGACUUCAUGCACGUUGAAGCAAUUUUGUGGAUCGAUCCUGAGUUAUAAGAUUUUUGUGCC
Messenger RNA from Phragmites australis (common reed), 1372 nucleotides. RefSeq lists its product as uncharacterized. NCBI's taxonomy places the organism in Eukaryota, Viridiplantae, Streptophyta, Magnoliopsida, Poales, Poaceae. Gene Ontology annotation, molecular function: rRNA primary transcript binding. Gene Ontology annotation, biological process: maturation of LSU-rRNA; maturation of 5.8S rRNA. The record is from RefSeq and is a predicted model, not a curated record. The transcript has 11 exons. The coding region runs from base 126 to 1208 and encodes 360 amino acids. Gene Ontology annotation, cellular component: nucleolus; preribosome, large subunit precursor.